GCCGCUACUGCGCGUGCGCGAGCCCUGCCGUCCUGCGUGGCCCCGAAGCACGGCGGGGAGCGGCGCGUGCGCGAGACACACAAGCAAAGCGCGGCCGCAAAGUAACGCCAAUUUCGCGACAGCGGGCGGAGGCGCGCGGGAUUUGGCUCCCGCAAAUUCCAGAUAUCUGUGUGGACAGUGUCUCUGAUAAUGGCCACGUGAUGGAUGAAAUUCUGGACCAGAGAAACCAAAGACAAAGCAAGGCUUAAUAAAGCAGUGAAGAGAAACCGAGGAAAGGAAGUUAUUACAUGUCUUACUGAUCAGAAAACUUGUUUCCAAAGUGUUUGGACAAACUACAUGUUUGUGUAGUAAGACCUGAAAAGGUUGGAAGUGUGUGGAGAGCAUGGGUUAUGAUAUUGAGCGUUUUGUUGGCUACGUUAAUGAAGGGCUGUUGUGCUCCAUCUGCCGUGGUGUGUUAGAAGAUCCAUUACAGGCUCCUUGUGAACAUGCUUUCUGCAGUGCUUGCAUACAUGGAUGGCUUGUUCAUCACAGUAACUGCCCUGAAGACAGGCAAACGGUUGAUAUAUCUUCACUACGACCUCUCUACAGAUACAUGAAAAAUGAUUUAAACCGUCUUCAACUACAUUGCAAAAACAGGGAGUCUGGCUGUCAAAUGGUUUGUUCUCUGGAGUCUAUAGACAGGCAUGAAAAGGAGUGUGAAUAUAGUCUGAUACCAUGCUUCAAUAUCGGUUGUACAGUUCAGGUUGAACGACGUAACUUAGAUGGUCACCUGGCAGUCUGUGAAUAUCGGAGCCAUGAAUGCCCCAAUGGCUGUGGUUACUUCAUUCUCAGCGCAGAAGACAUACAGCAUAAUUGCGUAGCAGAGCUAAGAACUGACUUAGAACUACUUCGGUCAGAAAUGAUCUGCAGAGUGGAGGAAGCAAAACAUGAGAUGGAGUCAAGGUUAGAUUCACAGAGAAGGCAUAUGGUCCAAAAAGAGAGUGUUCUGCUAAAUCAAAUUGAAGAAUUAAAGAGUCAGAUGUCACGACUGAUGUCGGAUGUAUGCUCUCUGAUGGCUGCAGAGAGACAGCACCGUCAAGAGCUGGAGCAGGCAGAGCUGGAAAAACGGGAAUUAAUGGAGCUGCUGAGGGGCCUGAAGAAGGACUGUCGAUUAACUACUACAGGAGCAAGCAAGAAGUCUACAAAUUUCCGCCCUCUGACACGAGUAGAGAGUGUAAAACGAAAACCUAGGGAAGUUACAGUUAUCUAAGCAGAAACAAGUGCAAAAAGCAUUAUUUUCUCAUUUCUGUGACUAUCUGGCUAACUUUUCUACGAAUGCUUGGUAAACUUUAUAUAAUUUCUGAUUUACUUGCUUUC
Messenger RNA from Cuculus canorus (common cuckoo), 1356 nucleotides. RefSeq names its product RING finger protein 151. The transcript has 8 exons. Gene Ontology annotation, molecular function: zinc ion binding. NCBI's taxonomy places the organism in Eukaryota, Metazoa, Chordata, Aves, Cuculiformes, Cuculidae. Bases 383 to 1249 code for a protein of 288 amino acids. Gene Ontology annotation, cellular component: plasma membrane signaling receptor complex. Gene Ontology annotation, biological process: positive regulation of JNK cascade; tumor necrosis factor-mediated signaling pathway; protein K63-linked ubiquitination. The record is from RefSeq and is a predicted model, not a curated record.